AUGGAGGUCCUCGGUCAGCCGUGCCGAUUCAUGAUAGAGGGUUGCUUCAAUCAGCCGUCCUUGAUGGAAGCGAUGAACUCUGCAAUUGCAACCGGUGACGAGUUUUUGGGAGUAACGGUGAGCAAAAGGAAGUCUGGGGAGCAGUUUUCCAAUCUCCUGCACAUGUUCAGCAUCCUCUGUGGCGGCAAGCGAUAUCUCUUGCUCGUGCAGGCUGAUGUCUCGAACACCGCGCUCAAUUUGGCUGAUCCAGCGCAUGUCUCUCACUUGCGUCAGGUUGCGGUCUCAAUCCUGUCGGCCGACGUGGACACAUGGGUAGUACAACAACUGGCGGAGUUCUAUCGUCUCCGCUUGAGGAAGCCCAUGGAGAUGAGCCAGCUCCUGUCGCCACAGCACCAACAGGAACUUCCAGCCACCUCUCCCGAUUCGAUGCUGAUGAUGCAUCAAGUGCCGCCAUCUCCUGCGGCCGCACAGUUCGUGCCGCCACAGCAGCAGUUUUCGAAGGAGAUCCCGAACAACAUGAUGCAAAUGCCGCCGAUGCCGAACCUGCAAGGCUUCCGCAACGAGCUGCAGGCACCGGCUGCCCCAGGCUCGGCCGGCCAGGCGCAGCCGCAGCUGAGGGGAUAUGGAACAAACGAGCAGUGGCAUGUGGCGUUACAGCCGCAGGACAACCAGCAGCUUCCGACUUACCCUGGUCGAGCUGUUCAAUCAGGAUUCCUGGAGUCCGAUGUGGACGUAGACCAGAGGUUCGAGAUGGGCUCCGGGCCCGAGGAAGAUGAGGGGAUCCCCAGCCUGGGCAGCUCCGCGCAUCCUGACAAGUGCACAGAGUGCCAAUUCCACUUCUUCAGUGCCUCGGGUUGCCGCAUGGGUGCGGACUGCCGCUUCUGUCACUUGUUCCAUCCCCGGAAGUGCCAGCGAAAGAACAGGAAGAUUCUCAAGAGGCUCCAAGUCAGCGGCAGGGAAGAGCAAGCUCCUCUUCCCGACGCAUCAAGCUUCGUCUUCAUUGGAGCCGAGCAGGGCAGCGUGAAGGUGAAGACCUUCCGCUACUUGAAGGAGGUGUUCCCGACGAGCCAGGGUGGGCGCCCACCUCGUGCUACCUUCCAGAUCGGGGCCAAGUUGCGUCUCAUUCCGACCCUGGAAUUCGAGGAUGCCCGUGCCCAGGCGAUCUUGCCUGGCGUGUCCUUCUCGAUCAAUCCGGCGCUGCCAGCCGGAGUGAUGCUGAACGAGCACACAGGCGUUAUCAGCGGAACGGCUCAUCAGGCAUCGCCGCGUGACCUCUACACUGUGACCAUGAGUGCUCAGGCCGAGACCUUGCAUGGUGCGAGCAUGGGCCCGCUGCCCGUUGCGAAGUGCUGCAUGUCGAUCCGCAUUGUGCAGCCGUGCAGUGCUCAGCGAGUGCCUACCGGGCUCCGAGAAAGAUGCCACAGCAUACUAGACUUACCGACCCGCCAAGCCCACGGAAGGGAUUGUAGCACUUCGAGUUACGAUUGA
Molecule: messenger RNA, 1488 nt
Organism: Symbiodinium sp. CCMP2592
Lineage: Eukaryota; Dinophyceae; Suessiales; Symbiodiniaceae
Source: the annotation of a GenBank genome assembly